GUAUUAGGUUAUCAUAAUGACAACUGCACAUCGACCAACUUUUGAACCAGCACGUGGUGGAUCUGGUAGAAAUGAGGGUGAUCUUUCGAAGCUGUCACAGCAGUAUUCAAGCAAGGAUAUGCCAUCACACACAAAACUUAAAUAUCGUCAAAAAGGACAAGGCCACGCAGAGGAUAUCAAAUCGAGGGAUUUCCGUCGAGAAUUGGAAGAGAAAGAGAAAAAUAUGGGGCGUGAACGAAGAAGUCGAGAAAGUGGUUGGAAUGUGCAAAAGAAACCAAGGUUGGAAGUGAGCUCAGCACCAAAUGUUCAAGAUGAGGACGACCCUUAUGAUGAUGAUGUCAAUGAUAAUUCAGAUGAAGAUGAGGAUGACGCCGCGGAAUUGAUGGCUGAACUGGCUAGAAUCAAGAAGGAGCGAGCACUGGAGAAAGCUCAGCGUGAUGCGGCAUUAGCUGAAGAACAGGAACGAAUCAGAACCGAAAACAUUCUACACGGGAAUCCACUGCUCAAUUCUGAGACAUCAGAUUUCAAGGUGAAACGACGGUGGGACGAUGAUGUAGUUUUCAAGAACUGUGCUAAGGGUAUCGAAGAACGCAAAAAGGAGCAGGUUUUUAUCAAUGAUGCCAUUCGCUCUGAAUUUCACAAGAAGUUUAUGGAGAAAUAUAUCAAAUGAUCAGUUCGUGGUCUCCUAUUACGCACUAUUUCAAUCGAGAGAUUUGAGACUUCUCAUGUUUCUGCCUGUUCUACAGUGUAUAUUUAUGCUAAAUCACGUUAAAAUGCGAUAUUUCAAGGCAAGCUGUAAAUAAGAAAGAGAGGUGUGAAAUUUGAAUCUUUUCAAUAAAACUGGAGUUUUGUGGCGACAUAUGAAUUGUUAUUUGUGGACAAGUAUAAAUUUUUC
Loa loa (African eye worm) is the source of this 895-nucleotide messenger RNA. RefSeq names its product CWC15 protein. NCBI's taxonomy places the organism in Eukaryota, Metazoa, Nematoda, Chromadorea, Rhabditida, Onchocercidae. The transcript has 5 exons. Gene Ontology annotation, biological process: mRNA cis splicing, via spliceosome. Bases 17 to 670 code for a protein of 217 amino acids. Gene Ontology annotation, cellular component: catalytic step 2 spliceosome. Gene Ontology annotation, molecular function: RNA binding. The record is from RefSeq and is a predicted model, not a curated record.